AGAAAAAAAUUAUUUCUUUGCUUCGAAUUACUCAGCGAUUCAUAUAGCUAUAAACUAAAAAGAUAUAUCUUUUUAACCUUAAAAUGUUACAAGCUUCCAAAAACGUGGCACGUCUUUUAUUUUCCACAUGGCAAUCUGUAUCUAUAACACCAGUAGCUGGUUUAAAGAUCUUUCCUCCGCCAAUAAAAUUUGGCGAUAUUGAAUUUCCGGAGCGAGCAAGACUUAAGAUAGUGGAAAGAGUUCCACAGUUUCCAUCAGGAAUGCGUCCUCCCAAAAUGCAAAAGCGACUAAGGUACAUGCGGGGUCCAGAAAAAAUACAUAAUUUCCUUAUGUACAGACAAUUUGGUAUCAUUGCUACAGGAGGAGGUAGAUUGAAAUACGGUCAUUUCGAGAUGAUACGUUUAACAAUUGGUAGAAAACUCGAUCAACAAAGGAUGUUUGCAAUUUGGCGUGUGGAUCCACCAUGGCAACCAGUUACAAAAAAGGGACAAGGACAUCGUAUGGGUGGAGGUAAAGGUGCUAUUGAUCAUUAUGUCACUCCUAUUAAAGCAGGACGAGUCAUUAUAGAAGUUGGUGGGCGUUGUGAAUAUUUUGAGGUAAAAAAAAUAUUAAACCAAAUAGCAAAUCAACUACCGUUCAAAGCCAUAGCUGUCAGUCAGCAAAUUCUAGAUAAAAAUGCUGCUAAAGAGAAAUGGUUGGAAGAAAACAAUCUGCAUCUUUGGACUUGGAAAUACAUGGUUCAGAAUAACAUGCUUGGUUGCCAAAAAUGGUUAUCACCAUCUGAUAAAUUAUGGUUUAAUAAAUAUUUGUAAAUAACAAAAAUAUAUUUGAAGAAAG
Atta colombica is the source of this 837-nucleotide messenger RNA. RefSeq names its product 39S ribosomal protein L16, mitochondrial (gene mRpL16). The transcript has 6 exons. The record is from RefSeq and is a predicted model, not a curated record. Gene Ontology annotation, molecular function: structural constituent of ribosome; rRNA binding. Lineage: Eukaryota; Metazoa; Arthropoda; Insecta; Hymenoptera; Formicidae. Gene Ontology annotation, biological process: mitochondrial translation. Bases 84 to 812 code for a protein of 242 amino acids. Gene Ontology annotation, cellular component: mitochondrial large ribosomal subunit; ribosome.